Messenger RNA from Homalodisca vitripennis (glassy-winged sharpshooter), 8370 nucleotides. It is a transcript of the gene cta, whose product is annotated as guanine nucleotide-binding protein subunit alpha homolog. The record is from RefSeq and is a predicted model, not a curated record. Gene Ontology annotation, molecular function: GTPase activity; D5 dopamine receptor binding; G-protein beta/gamma-subunit complex binding. Gene Ontology annotation, cellular component: heterotrimeric G-protein complex; brush border membrane. Gene Ontology annotation, biological process: adenylate cyclase-modulating G protein-coupled receptor signaling pathway; Rho protein signal transduction. NCBI's taxonomy places the organism in Eukaryota, Metazoa, Arthropoda, Insecta, Hemiptera, Cicadellidae.
GGUCACUUCGUACAACUCCGUCAGUCGUCAAACGAACCGACAUGGAACGAAGAUGAGAGUUGGAGGGUGAGGUCGGAUUAAGAUGGCGAGUGUUGUGUGGUCUUGUCCGUGUUGUUUGCGGUUUAAAUUUAGUCCGGAAGAAAUUGAACAGCGAAAUAGGAGUCAAGAAAUCGACAAAAUGUUGGAAAAGGAUAAACAUUUGUUCAGGAGACAAGUGAAACUGUUAUUACUCGGUGCUGGUGAAAGUGGGAAGUCGACGUUUCUAAAGCAGAUGAGGAUUAUCCAUGGGAUAAAGUUUGAACCUGAACUUGUCAAAGAAUAUCAACAUGUGAUCUAUCAAAACAUUGUGAGAGGUAUGAAGGUGCUGGUAGAUGCUAGAAACAAAUUGAACAUUCCUUGGGAAAACCCUAAGAACUCCGAGUGUGGUAAUUACGUACUCAAUUUUGAAAACAUUGCUGCUCUUGACACAAGACUUUUCAUUCAUUUUUCUCCUUCGUUAUAUAGUUUAUGGAAAGAUUCUGGGAUCAGACGUGCUUUUGAAAGAAGAAGAGAGUUCCAACUUAGUGAUUCAGUGCAAUAUUUUUUAGACAACUUGGAUAGGAUAGCAAGACAGGAAUACAUUCCAACCAACAAGGACAUACUGCACGCCCGCAAAGCAACCAAGGGGAUCUCGGAGUUUGUGAUACCCAUCAACAACAUCCCGUUCCGCUUCGUGGACGUAGGUGGACAGCGUUCUCAGCGACAGAAGUGGUUUCAGUGCUUUGACUCCGUCACCUCCAUUCUGUUCCUGGUGUCAUCGUCUGAGUUCGACCAGGUGCUGGUGGAGGACAGGCGAACAAAUCGACUGGAGGAAUCGAAGAACAUAUUCGACACAAUCGUCAACAACCUGGUGUUCCAAGGCGUGUCGAUCAUUCUGUUCCUGAACAAGACGGAUCUGCUGGCAGAGAAGCUCAAAUCAGGCGAGACAAACAUUCGCUGGUUCUUUCCCGAGUUUGGCGGCAACGAGAGGAACUUGGAGGAUGUGCAAGAGUUCCUCGUGGAGUACUUCCGUUGUGUGAAGCGUGACCCACGCAAGCCGCUUUUCCACCACUUCACCACUGCUGUGGACACGGAGAACAUUAAGGUUGUCUUCAACGCAGUCAAGGACACCAUUCUCCACCGGAACCUCGAGUCUCUGAUGCUGCAAUGAUGCAGCGGAGGGUACCUACACAUCUAUUUAUUCUAAAGAAUCUUCCAUGUUAUCAUAUUUAUUUUUAUAAGCACACUAUCCAACUGUUAUUAUAAUAUUGUAUACAUGUAAAAACUAUAUUGUUGUUGUUUUUGAAACACUUGUACAUAGACAGAGAUAUUAACUGUUUUUAUAUUAGUACAAUAUUGUAUGACUUCAACAACCUGGAGGUUACAAAACUCAAGGAGGUUGUACACGAAAGGUGGAUCUCUACUUAAGACAAUAUGUGAUACGGAAAUAAUUUUCAUGAUCAGGUGAUCGAUGCAAUAUUAAAUACAUGCUGUAAUUUAGAUUAGUGGCGUACAUUUGUUACUGCCUUAUGACGUGUUCAUAAUAAAUCACAAAGUGCCUCAGGGAGUAAAUGAUUCUCAUUUUUGAAAUAUACAUGCCUAACUGUACAUUUUUGAUAGACAGUACUGAGUUGUCAUGGGAAAAUUGAGGAAUUAUUCAUUUAAAAACAUUACAUGGGUUGUUAAACCCCUGCAAUAAUUUACAACAAUUUAUAAAUAACAAUUUAAAACACACAGUUCGAUCCAGUGAAGUGAAAUCAGUGCUACUCAGAUAUUAGCCUACAGAGAUAUGAGUGACCGGUUGCGUCAAAUUGUACUCUCAACUGAUAAUUUAAUUUAGGAAACAUUUAAAUAGAAAAUCACACAGAAUUUUAUGUUGAUAGUAUUUUGUAAAUUUAAACAUUUAGAGAAAGCGUGUUUAAAUUUUUUAAUUGUUAAGAGGACUUUUAAAUUUUAUUUGAGUUUUUUAUUGAUGAUAUAUUCUGUAUAAAAGGGAUGCCCUUUAGUAGAAAAACACCGAAUAUCUUCAAUCAUUUCGUAAUUUUAUUUCAACUACUAUGAAGAACUUUGAAUAAUUAGCACAAAAGUCUGCACAAUAGUCUUUUAGCUUAGUUCAAUCUGAGGAAAUAUUUUACAUUAGUGUAUUACUGAGAAUACUAACUUCACAAUUUAAAAGAUUAUAUUUUAUACACUUAACUUUGUCAAUUGUACUUUUUUACAAUAACUUAAAAAGUUAUAAAAGGUGCUCCAAGUAUUGUGUUUGUGUAUAAAAUUUAACGGAAUAAUUUUUAAAAAUUUACUUUUAGUAUAUAUAAUUUCUUUACAGAUCCAAAAUGUAUUCUGUUCACAAACACAAAAAAUUGUAAUAUUUUUCAGUGACUACUGGCAGCAACGUUAUUGUUAUAUAAUUAUUUCAAAGUUGUAAUGCUAAGACCAGAUUUAGCUUUCACUGUUCUAGUGUACAAGCAAUCAACACCGUGGUGAUAUAUCACUUCUACAGAAAAACCACACUAUCGGCCAAGGAUGUGUUUGAAGUCUGAUAAUAAUUAAUGGCAAUGUCCAGUUGUCCAGCAGUUUUGAGUGUUUUGAAAGCACUGAGCAGUGUUAUCACCGGUGAGUCACAAUACAUCAGUUGAUGCUGACUCACCCACACACUACUGCGAGUCAGCCAUGUCAAUGGACAGUAAUGACUAUCUGAAUAGGUCCACAACUCGUGUACCAAUGUAUUAUAUUUAUCACUGACACUGAGAAAAUUAAAAUUUUUAGUGACAAAUAAAAAAAGUUAAUUAGACUAUAUUAUGGUCUAUUCCUCAAGCGCUGUUUUUAUUCAAUUGAGGUUUUUUUCCCAUACUUGUGAUCGGUUUUCGCUUACUGUAAAAUGUCUCCAUCGCCUUUUUUGUCCAGUUUGUUUUGAACUUGUGACAUUAAUCGCUUGUUUGAAUAAAAAUGCAUUUUCAACCAUUUUUUUUUUAGCUUCUCCUAAAGAGUUAUGUACCAUUACAAUUCAACCAAUGUAUGCCUUGUUACUCAUAAUUGUUUUCCGGUAGUGCCAAGUAAUAAUAAGUAAUACAUUGGAUGGAGUGGUUUUUAUAACGUUUUAAACUACGUAAAUUAUAUUGAAAAUAUUUUAUAAGUUCUGUUCAGUUAGAUUGUUUAGAAUACAGUUCUGUCUCUUACAUAAACAGUUCUGUCAUUAUGUAAUAACUUCAUACUAGUGUAACAUCCUAUUUGAGAAGUUUAUAUACAUUCCAGAACACAGCAGAUUAUUUUAUUUACGAAAAAUCUUCCAACUCUGAAAGCAAUGUCUAUUUCAUGUACUAUCAAUAAACAUUAAUUGUGCUAAGACAGUUUAAUUUUUUUACCAUAUUUAGUUGAUCAAAUAAUAUGUAAAAUGUAUAAAUCUGAUUAAGAUACGCAAAUUUAUGAAUACACAAUGAAUGCACAUUCAAUACAGGGUUAUAAUAACCUGUUGAUAUUGUAUAGUAGAAUACAUGGAUAGUAAAAUCAAAAUACUCAAAUAUCGUAUAUAAUACGAUUUAAUAAAUACAUCUGCCACAAAUACUAAAUAAAAAGAAUUUUAUAAAAAAAUAUAUUUAAAUAAUUAAACUCUAAACCAUUAAAUAAAAAUGUUUGGGCACUAAAAAAUUUUGUAAAAAAUUAGGUAUACCAUUUUUCAAUUCAACUUUUAUUCCUUACAUAAAAAAGUGUAAUCUCUAAAAAUUGUAUAAUGUUAUCUUGUCGUAUAAUUAUUAUUACAGUAAUUAGUUGUAUCCAUUAUUGAAAAUUAUUUAUAUUUAUUAUUUUGAAUAUUAAUGUUAAUCACUUGUAAUCGUUGAGAACAUUGUGCGUAUGCAGCAGUUAUGGCAGAUUUAGACAGCUUUAGCUAGCAACUAUGUAUACUGCCUGUUUGGUGGUGGAUGAAAAUUAUAUUGGCAAAUUUGAUAUUGCAAUGGAAAUAUUACAAAUAAUAUAUUGUUGGCUUAUAUGUUUUAAUGUGAGAUUGUGAAUACAACAUUUAACUACUGGUAUUGUGAUUUCUGACCAGUACAUUUUCCAAAAGUGGUAUGAAGGUUGUACAAUAGAGUUAACAUAUUUGAUGUAAACCGGUGACCGUAACGUAAGUCAAUUUAAAGUCAAAUAGUGAGGAAAAUUUAAGUAAAUUUGAGUAAAAAAACUUAACAUUUGAAUAAUUUAAACAUCACAUUUAUAUUAAAAAAUCACUCAUAUGAUUUAAUAACAUUUAAUGGGUUUAUUAUAAACAACAAAUUUGGUUGAGAUUAAAGUAUAAUUUUCAAAAGAAUCACAUAACCAGUCUGUUACGAGUUUGCAUUGUAAAAUACUUUAACUAGAGUUACAAAGUGUAGUGUUACGGUACAGUUGGUGGGAAAAAAACUGAACACUUACUGAACAUUUUGUAACGAUUUGUUAGUACAAGUACCUAUGUAACGCAUAAAACGCUAUGCAACACAAAGUUAUGCGUUGUUAGCAUUUAAGUCAGUGUAGCGUUGGAUAAGCAAGACUACUGUACUUAUAAUGAAAAAAAUGUUUUGGUCUUUCCAUUUGAUCUUUGAACACCAAAUAAAUGAAAAAAAAACAUACACACUGUUACUAAAAGUGGUAUACCCCCAAGUUUGUAGCAUGUUGAAAAUUGAAUUCUUUUUAUUUUGUAAUUUUACUUUGUUCUUUUUGUAAUAAUGUUAGUGUUUGGUUCUGAUGCAGACACGAUGCAUGUUUAGUGUGAAUGUACUACUGGAGUUCAAGGUUUAUUAUAAACUAUAUCAGCUGUUUUAUAUUCCUCAACAUCAAUUUUUUACACACAAGUUUUUAACAUGUUGAAGUGCAUUGUACAAUGUGAUAGUUAUUCUAGAGCUCUCCAAUUUGUACAACCCCAAAUAUACUCAAUAACAGUCAGUUUCUGUUUGUAGUGUAUAGUAUAAUGCUCUAAACAACAAAAAAUGCUCAGAAUUAGAUCUGUUUUGUGUAAAAUCUCCCCAUCUGGGUUUGAUUGGUUUGGACACAGAAUCAUGUAGAUUCAUUGAUUUACUGCACUUUGCCAAGUGGUGAAAAAUCGCUUUCUGGUGUAUAAUUACUUUAAUAUUUGACAUUAGCCUGUUUCCCAAUAAAACCCUUUUGAGAUUUUGGAAUUUACUUUACAUGAGACCCAAAUUAACAUCCUGGUUCUUAACCAGUUCCUCAAAAAAUUAAUCAAACAUAUUACUAAUUUUUUAAUUGUUUUUUAAAUAGUUAUUUUUCGAAAAGGAGGCAGGAUCAAAAACAAUCUUUGAACCUACAUGUCAGCGUUCCAACCAAUCUAUGUAUUAUAUUUGUUAUUUUGUUAUUCUUGUGUUUAUUUUUAUUGUUAUUUUGUAUAUAAUGGUGCUAAGAGCUCCCAAAGUGAACACCAAAGUUGCCUGUAAAUUUUGUAUAAACUGUAAUUUCUAACCAUAUUGUGAUUUGCUAUUUCAUUAACAAUGUGUUCUAUCAUUGCAACUCUGUUAGACAGACUUUAAGACCAUGUGCAUUUGUUGUAUGUCGGACUGAAUAAAUGUUCACUCUAAUUUUCCAUCUAUUCAAUUAUAGAUUUGCGUUUAUUAUGUGAUUAUUCAGACUCAGGUGUCAAACCGUUUGUCUCAUUGUAGUUUUUCAUGUAUUCCCAGGACAGUUGGGAAAUCUCCUGAGGACGGUUUGUUUGGGUCUUCAGUUGGAGUGUUUAAAAAAAAAUAUUUUUUAUGCAUUUAUUUUCUGUAUCCAACGUAAAUAAAAACAUAUUUAUACACUGUGUUUGUUGUAAGUUUUAGUUAUUAUUAUAUUGGACAUUUAUUAUGCAAUUGAAUAAUUGUCACAUGCAGCAAUAAAAUUAUUAUUAUUUUAUCUGAAUUUAUAUUUUACAAACAGCAGAAGAACAUAAGUAUUGAUUGGUACAUUUAAGAAAGAAAGCUUGUUAUACAAUUUUGUGUGACACGUUUGAUACGAUUAAAAAGUCUACUUUAUCAAUUUAAAACCUUUCUGCGUAUUAAAAUUUAUUUUCAAUUUUUAAAAUUUCUGCCGUAAAAUGUUAAUUUAUUGCUGAAGUUACAAUACUUUGUAAAUGAGCUAAUUGUUACAUUGUUACAUAUUUUUUCAAACGGUAGCUUUGUUAGAAUUCUGUUUAAAAUAUUAUACAAAGUGUUAAACUUACUGUAAAAUUAUCAUUUGAUAAUUAGGUAGAUUCUUUCAAAAUCUUGUUGAUAUGAUUAUGCUGCAAUGUUAAAUGAGGGUGUAAAACUGCAUGAGGUUUAACAUUAAUCUUCUGGGGAUAAUCUCAAGGUCAUUUUACUACAGCUAUAUCUUAUAAGGUCAAACUCACAGUUCUUAUAAUAAAUUAUUUGUUUUGUUAAUCACCACAUCUUGUUUAGUUUUGUGCUUCACAUGUACAAACAGUAAAUUGUGAUGAUAAACUUGAUUGACAAAUAUAUGCACUGAACUUUGUAAUGAUGACUUGUCGUUAAUGAUAAUGAUUUCAAUCUAGCUUAUGAUUCCAAUGAUGAUUUUUUUAAUUAGGGUAGUCGUAAUAAAUGUUUAUUCAUUGAUAUGAAUUUGGUUAUUAGUCAACUAAAUAUUGCAAUUGAAUUGAAAACACAUACUCCUCUACUUCGCCACCUCUGAUGGAUGCUGUGUUUUGCAAUAAAAUAAAUGAACAUCUGUAAAAAUAUUUUUUUUACCUGUUAGUAAUUUUGUAUGAUUUUUUUAUAUAUGAUUGUUUGCAUAUGCCAAUGAUAACAUAAAAUAGAUUGAAACACAGCAUAUAUAUUUGUUCUCGUAUAAAAUCUUAAAAACUAAACAUAUAAUGAGGAAACAAUUACCUUUUAACCAAAACAUUACAAAAAUGCCUUUACAUCUUCUGCGUCUUCUGCAAUCAUUGCAUUAAAAGACCUUAAAUUUUACGCUUACCCAAAAAAGUGUGGCUUUUUCGUUUGGAAAAUUAAUUCAUUCUGUAUUAUCUGUUCUAAAAGUAUUUCCAGUUAGUGCCUGAAGUAGAAGUUGUUCAGCGGUUAGAAAUAGGUAGCCUACUGAAAGAAAAUUAUACAUAAUUAAUUACAAUAACUGGUUAAAAAACUUUUUAGGCUUAAUAUUUUAAAGAGCUAACUGCUCUUCGGUUUAAUGCUGCAAUAUAGGAACCCUCCAAUUUCCUUAUAUUACUACCAAUUAUUAUAUAUGUACAGGCAUUUUUAGUUUCUUUACUCAACUCAAAAGUCCUAGACCUUUUUGUACAUUCUGAAAUUACAGGAUAAGACUUCGUUUUGUUUUGUUUUUAUAUUUCAAUAUUUUGGAGUAAAAUUAUUGGAGAAAAAAAAACGUUGUGAGAAACUAAUAUAAUAUGUGUAUGAUUUCUUUCAUAUCUUAUACAAAUUAUAAUAUAAUAAAGUAAAUGUCAAAAUAAUCUUUAAAAAAAUCAAAAGAUGGGUUAUUACAAUUUACAAUAAUUGUUACUGAAUCACUGAGGAAAAAGAACAACUAGGCAUCUAUAUUACUAAGUGAUUGGGACAAAAAUAUAAAAAAAUAAUUUAUACAUUUACCGUUAGUAAGAGCUAUCUGAUGUAAUGUGUGUUAUUUUUAGAGUAAAAUUAUUGGAAUCAUCCAAAAAGUUGUGAGAAAUUAAUAGAAUAAGUGUAUGAUUUCUUCCAUAUCUUAUACAAUUCUAAUAUAAUAAAGUAAAUGUCAAAAUAGUCUUUAACAAAUCAAAAGAUGGGUUAUUACUAUUUACAAUAAUUGUUACUGAAUCACUGAGGAAAGGAACAACUUGGCAUCUCUAUUACUAAGUGAUUGGGACAAAUAUAAAGUAACCAUUUAUAAAUGCACUGUUUGUAAGAGCUAUCUGGUGUAAUGUGUGUUUUAUUGGUGCAUAUGCUCCCUACUGGCUGCUAAUUUUUAAGUCAGUCAUUAAUGUGGUGCAAUUGAAAAAUAUUAACUUGAGAUUUUGUACUGGGUAAACCUGUAUUCCUAAAAAUGCACAAGUAUAUGAAUGUAGGUAAGUUAAGCAUUCAAAAAUACAUUCCAUACUCAUCUGUAGACUUAAUUGUACGUGUACUAAGAGACUGAUAUGUUGCAAUACAGAUUUUGCCUUAGGAGUUUUAUCUACUGUUCUGUUGGAAGUUUUCAGUUGAUACUUGUUGAUUUGACAAUACAGAGUAUAUCUAAAUCUGAUAAUUGCAGCUAUGCAAAGAUAAUAUAUUAUUUUUAUAUAUUUAUAGCUUGAUGUAUUUGCUAACAAACUAUUUUUGUACUUCCAACCAUUUUAAUAUGUAUAAAGUUUUGUAUAUGUGUGUAAUUAUAUAUAAUGUUUAUUUUAAUAAAUAUAUUACUGCAUUUUUA